CCAUCGGCACUUACUCAACACGAAAAAAAAAACUAAAUUGUAUGCGGUUUAGGGUCAAAUUAUUUUGUACUUAUUCUGUGUAUUACUGUUUUUGAACGGUUUUGAUCACGUUUUGAUUUGGAGCUGGAUUUCUGUGUGUUUCCGGCGGCCAUUUGUUAUUUGUUUUGUUGUUACUCUGAGACGGAAUGAAAGUGAGUCUGUGAAGUGAGUGAAAUUCUGAGAUUGGUAGUUAUUGAUUUUUAUUUUACUCAAUUCAUGUUCAUGAGUAGAAGAUCAAUAGUUGCUUGAUAUGGAGGAAUUCAGAAUAUUUCUUAAUCAUGUGAAGUUUUAAAGACAUUAGUUUUCAUUCAGAGACUUGAGACGCGGACUCAACGACAAUCGUUAUUAAUAUGCAUCGAAGAGGCGGGAAACGUAUCCGAAUGGACGAUCCUCCUCCGGAGUACAUAAAUCCAAUGACUCCAGCAACACCGAUCGCCGAGUAUGGAGCUCCACCUGAUUCAGAACCAGUGGCGUUAGUGAAUAGAGCUGAAACGAGAGGGCACGCGACCGACGCGGCGGCGAGAAUGGCGAGUUUCACGUCGCCGGACACCCUUCGCUCGGAACCCGACGAGACUCCGGAUGAGGAGCCGCGGUCUCCGUCCCCGGCGCCCACCAAGCGCAUAACCCGCAGUCGAGGGCGCGGCGGCGACGGCGGUUACGUGGGGCGCCUGGCCGAGUCGCCGCCGCCGCCGCCGCUGCGGCGCCGGGGCCGCGGCGGACGCGGGCGCGGGCGGGGCCGCGGGGCCGCGCCGCCGCCCGCCUACUCGCCGCCGCCCGUGCUGCUGCCGGGUGACGAUGAGAACAGCCUGUACAACAUACUCCGAUUCAAUAAGACUGCUAUUAACCAAGUGGUGGAUAUGUGGAUAGAGGAGUACAAGACCAACCGGGAGAGUGCUCUGGUGCAGCUGAUGCAGUUCUUCAUCAACUCGUCAGGCUGUCGUGGCAAGGUGUCGCCUGAUAUGGCUCAGAUGGACCACACUCUCAUCAUUAAGAAGAUGACCCAGGAGUUUGAUGAGGAAAGUGGAGAGUACCCUCUGAUUAUGUCAGGGCAGACGUGGAAGAAGUUCAGGUCAAACUUCUGCGAGUUCAUCCAGACUCUGGUGAAGAUGUGCCAGUACUCCAUCAUCUAUGACCAGUACCUCAUGGACAACAUCAUCUCCCUGCUCACUGGCCUGUCCGACUCGCAAGUGCGGGCCUUCAGACACACGGCUACUUUGGCUGUGAUGAAGUUGAUGACGGCGCUGGUGGACGUGGCGCUGCUGACGAGCGUCAACUGCGACAACUGCCUGCGCCAGUACGAGGCGGAGCGGCUCAAGGGGCGGGACAAGCGCGCCAGCGAGCGCCUGGAGGUGCUGGUGGCCAAGCGCCAGGAGCUGGAGGAGAACAUGGAGGAGAUCAAGAACAUGCUGUCCUACAUGUUCAAGUCGGUGUUCGUGCACCGCUACCGCGACACGCUGCCCGACAUCCGCUCCAUCACCAUGUCGGAGAUCGGCAACUGGAUGGAGAAGUUCCCGGCGCACUUCCUCGACGACCUGUACCUCAAGUACAUCGGCUGGACGCUGCACGACAAGGUGGGCGAGGUGCGCCUGCGCUGCCUGCAGGCGCUGCAGCCGCUGUACGAGUGCGAGGAGCUCAAGGGCAAGCUGGAGCUGUUCACGUCCAAGUUCAAGGACCGCAUCGUGUCCAUGACGCUGGACAAGGAGACGGAGGUGGCCGUGCACGCCGUGCGCCUCGUCAUCGCCAUCCUCAAGAUGCACCCCGACGUGCUGACGGACAAGGACUGCGAGAACGUGUACGAGCUGGUGUACUCGUCGUGGCGCGGCGUGGCGGCGGCGGCCGGCGAGUUCCUCAACGUGCGCCUCUUCCGCUGCGACGAGGCGCCCGCGCCCGCGCGCUCGCGCCGCGGCAAGCGCCGCCUGCCCGCCACGCCGCUCGUGCGCGACCUGGUGCAGUUCUUCAUCGAGUCGGAGCUGCACGAGCACGGCGCCUACCUGGUGGACUCGCUCAUCGACUCCAACCCCAUGAUGAAGGACUGGGAGUGCAUGACCGACCUGCUGCUGGAGGAGGCCGGGCCCGGCGAGGAGGCGCUCGACAACCGGCAGGAGUCGUCGCUCAUCGAGCUCAUGGUGUGCUGCGUGCGCCAGGCCAGCACGGGCGAGCCGCCCGUGGGCCGCGGCGCGUCGCGCAAGCAGCACCAGGCGCUGUCCAAGGAGCAGGCCAAGACGGUGAGCGACGACCGCGCCAAGAUGACGACGCACUUCAUGGUGACGCUGCCGGCGCUGCUCGACAAGUUCGGCGCGGACCCGGAGAAGCUCACCAACCUGGUGUCCAUCCCGCAGUACUUCGACCUGGAGCUGUACACCACGCAGCGGCAGGAGGGCAACCUGGCGCUGCUGCUGGCCAAGAUCCGCGAGAUCGUCAAGACGCAGACGGAGGCCGAGGUGCUGGAGACGUGCGGGCGCACGCUGGAGGCGCUGUGCGGCGAGCAGCACGCCGUGUACACGCGCUGCAACGUGGCGCGCGCCACCGUCACCGACAUGUGCGUCAACCGCUACAAGGAGGCCAUCGACGAGUACCGCAGCCUGCUGGAGGGCGGCGAGACGCCGGACGCCGACGAGCUGUUCGGCGUGAUCAACUCGCUGCGCAAGGUGUCCAUCAUGUACAUGUGCCACAACCUCAACGACACCAACAUCUGGGAGUCGCUGUUCGAGGACCUGCCAGAGUGCGUGCGCGCCGACGCGCAGAUGCCGGCGCAGGCGCUGGUGUACGCGCUGCGCGCCUGCUUCUACUCGCUGCUGUGGGCGCUGCACGAGCUGGAGGAGCGCGGCGCGGGCGACGCGGCGGUGCUGCGCGAGCGCCUGCAGGCUUACGCGCGGCACUGCCGCGACGUGGUGGCGCGCGGCAGCACGCCCGAGCUGCGCGAGGAGGCCUACACCAGCCUGUGCGACCUGCUCAUCUACUUCGCGGAGCCGGCGGGCGGCCGGCGCCUGGCGCUGGAGGCGGACGCGCCGCUGUGCGACCUGCUGGACGCCUUCGUGCAGGAGUUCGUGUUCGUGCACCACAACUACGACGGUCAAGACGAGAGACGCAUCGAGGAGCUGCACAAGCGGCGCAACUUCCUGGCCGCCUACUGCAAGCUCAUCGUGUACAACGUGGCGCCCAUCCGCCGCGCCGCCGACGUCUUCAAGCACUACAUAAAGUGCUACAACGACUACGGCGACAUCAUCAAGGCGACGCUGAGCAAGGCGCGCGAGAUCAACAAGCAGAGCUGCGCGCUGGCCAUGCAGCUGGCCAUGCAGGCGCUGUUCAGCGAGCUGCUGGCGCGCCAGCCGGCGCCCGCGCGCACGCUGCCCGACUUCCUGGAGCUCAAGGAGCUGGCCAAGCGCUUCGCCGUCAUGUUCGGCCUGGACGCGGUCAAGAACCGGGAGGCGCUGACGGCGCUGCACCGCGCCGGCGUGGCGUACGCGGCGCUGGAGGCGGGCGAGGCGGGCGACGGGCCGCCGCCGCGCCUGCUGUUCCUGGAGCCGCUGGCCGAGUUCUCGGGCAAGCUGCUGCGCCAGGACAAGCGCGCCGUGCUCAAGUUCGCGGAGGCGCGCUUCUCCGGCGCGCAGUGGGGCGAGGACUGGGCGCCGCUGCUGGCCUACCGCCAGUCGCUGCUCACCGACGCGCCCGAGGAGCGCCCGCCGCCCGCGCGCCGCCACUACACGCGCCGCAACCGCGGGCAGCACGACGAGGAGGAGGGCGAGGACAACGCGGACUCGGACCAGGAGCAGGCCGGGUGAGCGCCGCCGACUGUAGUUAGUGCCGCGGCGGCUCCCUCGGUGACCGGGACCGAGAUACACUGAUUGAUAGAUUGCUGUAAGAUCCGGCAUCAGAUAUAUGUACCCUCAUUUUACUUAUUGGUGAUAGGAAGUAAAUUAUAGAUAACAUUCACAGUGACACGUAAUUAAAUUGCAGCCAUUCACAUUUUAUAUACAAAAUCUAGGAAACUAUGAAACAGAUCAACAAAGGCAACGUAAUAAUGUUAAAAUAAGCUGUCAUUCGACAUACAAGAUGACUAAACAACUGAUGAGAGUGCAUAAAUAACAUAACUCACCUGUUCAUAUCUGGCAGCCCCACACUAGCAGAGCAGAGUGAAAGCAGGCAACCAUUGCACUUUCGAUUGUGUUGGGUAUAUUAUUUUUAAGAGGAAGUAGAUUAAAUUUAAUAAAAAAAUUUAAAUUCAUUUAUUAUCCGGCCGCAAUCUAACUAUGCAACCUAUUUUCUAUCAUAUAUCUUACCCUAAGUAAAUAACAGAUGAGGGUAUAUAUUUCUCGCUAGAUCUCGUACUGUAUAAAGUUGUGCCAACUCCUUGUAUUUCAUUGACAUUCGUCGUGAGGUGGAUUAUAUAAGUACAACUUACUAUUUUUAAAAUUUGUGUACUUUUAUGUAAUAUAUUAUACAUUUUAUAAUAAAAUGUAAAAAUUAUAAAGCUACGGAAUUAUAUGUAUUAUGUUCGCCAAUAUGUAAUUGCGCGUUCAACAAUUUGUAGAUCUUUACCCUGAAGCCAAAUUGGGAGAAGAAUAAAUAUAAACAUGUCAAAUUAGGAUAUCACAAUUGUUGUGUAAAAACAUUACUCUAUGAAACUGUUUGAGCAGACCUUCAGUUAUGUUUAGUUUGUCUGUUGUUGUAAAGAGAGCUGGACGUAGCGCGCUGAGACAAAGAUAUUAAGUACCAGCUGCUUGAAAAGUAUACACUUUUCUCCUAAUUUGGCUAACGUAUUUAUGGUAGGGGAGCCGAAGAGGGGAUUUUUGCAGUUACUCGAGCGCAACAGAUAAACAUGAGGUAUUUAUUAUACCUUGCACGUUGUUGAGUACUUCCACCAAGUCUGAGCCCUUAACAUUGGUGUGUUCGUUUAGGGAAACCAAAAAAAAACUAACUUCAGAAAUACUCAACCAGCACGUCAGAGUAAGAUAAGGUGGGUGAUCGAAAUCACCUCAUUAAUCGCUAAAAUUUUCUGACAAUUUCAGUAAGUCAUAAACAUUGCUUUUAAAGUCUGUAAUUCUUUUCCACCGCUAAAAGCGAAAAAAGUAAAUAACCAUUUAUUCUUUUCAUCAUACAACAAAUGUCAUCGGUUUCCAUGACGCUUCAGUAACUGCAAAUUUAGCAUCCCGGGCUCCCUACUAUUAUAGCUACACUCCUGAGUGAAGCUGUGACCGGCGGCUUCACUCUCAUGUUUAUUAUUCAUUUCAUAAACAAAGCUUUUCUUAAAUGUAUGUGCCUUUCUACUCAUUUAUAUGAUUGUGUAUAUAUAUUUAUAUUACCUACAUAAUUGUCAAGUAGUAUCUUAGAGGCACAAUUAUACGCCCACUUUAAUAUACUCGCGUAAUAUUAAAGUGGGCGGACAAUUGUGCCUCUGAGUAUAUUUAUGUGAGCUAUAAUGUGUCGAGUGCGGUAUGUUAGUCGCCUGUCAAAUGUUCUGUCAAGUUGUUUACGUUCGUCCUACAGUUGAUCAGCUCCGACAAUUAUCCCAGCGUCCAUGAGCUCCGACAUCCGACAAGUGGGCACGGCCCGUCAAGAUUAUUUUGUUAAGUUUAAUAUAUUUUUGUAAUAAAACAAAUUUCGAAAA
Bicyclus anynana (squinting bush brown) is the source of this 5647-nucleotide messenger RNA. RefSeq names its product cohesin subunit SA-1 (gene SA1). Lineage: Eukaryota; Metazoa; Arthropoda; Insecta; Lepidoptera; Nymphalidae. Gene Ontology annotation, molecular function: chromatin binding. The transcript has 9 exons. The record is from RefSeq and is a predicted model, not a curated record. Gene Ontology annotation, biological process: sister chromatid cohesion. The coding region runs from base 390 to 3821 and encodes 1143 amino acids. Gene Ontology annotation, cellular component: nucleus; chromatin; cohesin complex.